AUGCCGCUGGCUCAGCUGGCGGAUCCCUGGCAGAAGAUGCCGCUGGGGGGGACGACGGGGGAGGAUUCCCACAACGACCUUGAUGACUCCGUAGGCGAAGAUGACGGCGGCCCCAGUUGUCUCGAUGACGUUCCCAUCAAGGAGAUAAGCAUCACUCACCACGUGAAGGAGGGAUGCGAGAAAGCCGACCCUCGCCAAUUCGAGCUGCGCAAAGUCCUGGGACAAGGCUCCUUCGGCAAGGUGUUCCUGGUGCGGAAAGUGACCGGGCCGGACGCUGGGCAACUAUAUGCCAUGAAAGUCCUCAAGAAAGCAACACUGAAAGUGCGCGACCGAGUGCGGACAAAAAUGGAGAGAGACAUCCUGGUGGAGGUCAAUCACCCUUUCAUCGUCAAACUGCACUACGCCUUCCAGACGGAGGGGAAGCUCUACUUGAUCUUGGACUUCCUGAGAGGGGGAGACCUCUUCACACGGCUUUCCAAAGAGGUGAUGUUCACCGAGGAAGACGUCAAGUUCUACCUUGCCGAACUGGCACUGGCUCUCGAUCAUCUUCACGGUCUUGGCAUUAUUUACAGAGACCUCAAGCCUGAAAACAUCCUGCUGGAUGAGGACGGACACAUCAAGCUGACAGACUUCGGCUUGAGCAAAGAGUCCAUCGACCACCAGAACAAGGCGUAUUCAUUCUGCGGGACGGUGGAGUACAUGGCCCCCGAAGUGGUGAACCGGAGAGGGCACACGCACAGUGCCGACUGGUGGUCGUACGGCGUACUGAUGUUUGAGAUGCUGACAGGAACCCUGCCGUUUCAAGGCAAAGACCGCAAAGAGACCAUGACUAUGAUCCUCAAAGCCAAGCUUGGAAUGCCUCAGUUUUUAAGUUCAGAAGCCCAGAGUCUCCUCAGGAACCUUUUCAAGCGCAACCCCAGCAACAGAUUAGGUGCGGGUCCGGAUGGCGUCGAGGAGAUCAAGAGGCAUCAGUUCUUCAGCACCAUCGACUGGAAUAAACUCUUCCGGAGAGAGCUCCCGCCUCCCUUCAAACCAGCGGCGGGACGACCCGACGACACUUUCUACUUCGACCCGGAGUUCACCGCCAAAACGCCUCGCGACUCUCCGGGAGUCCCGCCUAGUGCCAACGCCCAUCAGCUCUUCAGAGGAUUCAGUUUUGUAGCAAUAACAGAAGAGGAAACGCAACCCAUGCCCAACAUGAUUGUUCAGCAACUCCACAGAAGCACAUCUCAGUUUUGCGAUGCCUAUGACGUAAAAGAGGACAUCGGUGUGGGUUCCUACUCCAUCUGCAAGCGCUGCGUUCACAAGGGCACUGGCAUGGACUACGCCGUAAAGAUCAUCAACAAAGCCAAACGCGACCCCACGGAGGAGGUGGAGAUCUUGCUCAGAUACGGCCAGCACCCCAAUAUCAUCACUCUCAAAGACGUGUACGACGACGGCCGCUCUGUUUUCCUGGUAACGGAGUUGAUGAAAGGCGGAGAGCUGCUGGAUAAAAUCCUCCGCCAGAAGUUCUUCUCCGAGCGAGAAGCUAGCGCCGUCCUCUUCACCAUCACCAAGACGCUGGAGUACCUUCAUGUGCAGGGGGUGGUACAUAGAGACCUGAAGCCUAGCAACAUCCUCUACGUAGACGAGAGCGGUAACGCCGAAUCCAUCCGGAUUUGCGACUUUGGUUUCGCUAAACAGCUGAGAGCGGAGAACGGGUUGCUCAUGACGCCGUGCUACACGGCUAACUUUGUUGCUCCAGAGGUUCUAAAAAAGCAGGGUUACGAUGCCGCCUGUGACAUCUGGAGCCUCGGAGUGCUUCUCUACACCAUGCUAACGGGUUUCACUCCAUUUGCAAACGGCCCCGAAGACACGCCAGAGGAGAUUUUGGCCCGAAUCGGUAGCGGAAAAUUCUCACUCUCCGGAGGAUACUGGAACUCUGUGUCUGCAGAAGCUAAGGAUCUGGUCUCAAAAAUGCUCCACGUGGACCCCCAUCAGCGACUGACGGCGGGUCAGGUCCUUCGCCACCCGUGGGUGACGCACCGAGAUCAGCUGCCAAAAUACACGCUCAACAGGCAUGACGCGCCACACCUGGUCAAGGGAGCAAUGGCGGCCACUUACUCGGCCCUCAACAGGAAUGUGCCCCCCGUCCUGGAGCCGGUGGGGUGCUCGACGUUGGCGCAACGGAGGGGCGUGAAGAAGCUAACUUCCACAGCACUGUGA
Molecule: messenger RNA, 2205 nt
Organism: Nerophis lumbriciformis (worm pipefish)
Lineage: Eukaryota; Metazoa; Chordata; Actinopteri; Syngnathiformes; Syngnathidae
Source: RefSeq, a predicted model, not a curated record